Messenger RNA from Cladocopium goreaui, 2397 nucleotides. NCBI's taxonomy places the organism in Eukaryota, Dinophyceae, Suessiales, Symbiodiniaceae. The record is from the annotation of a GenBank genome assembly.
AUGGAUGACUACGGCUAUGACCCUGACGAGUACGAUGAGUGUUUUGCAAGCUAUGUAGAUGCUCGACGAAGGUUCAACGAACUUCGCAUGUCGAGAGGCUUCUUGCCUGUCGUUGCACUCGACCCCAAUGCCUCCGGCUCCAACCGACAGCCCAUCAACAACAAGGGCAAAGGAAAGAAGGGUCGUGGAAAAGGGCGUGGAGGAAAGAACAAUGUGAAGUACUCCAAGCCGCCAAUGAAGCCUCAUGAUCCCAAAGGUCGAGCACAAGCUGCACUUCGAUGUCUUCGAUGCGGAUCAACAAGCCAUACGACAGCGCAAUGCACCCAAGGAUCCAAGCCAACUCAAAAGGCUACUCCAACUGGUCCCAACAAGCGACAAGCCACUGAAGGAGACUUUGACCCGGCGAUCAUCUCCAAUGGUGCUGCCUUUGACCUGGUGCUUGAAGAUGAAGACGGCCCCAACUUCACCCUUGAGCACUUCCAGACCACUGAGAAUGUGUACAUGGCCGACGAGCACCCAGCACCUGAAGGUUCACUUCUCCUCAAAGGCAAGAUGCUGAAAUCCAUCGACAACUCUGCGCUGACACGCCUGAAGGCGGCAGAGGAGGACGAAGAGAUGAUGUCAGACAGCUCCAACCCUGAGCAGAACUCCAAAAGAAGACGUCUGGCGAUGUCUCCAGUACCUUCGGUAAGCUAUGAACCAUCGCUUGCCGAUGAUGAAGUUCCAAUUCCUCCUGAACAAGAUGAUGCUGCCAACAACGACUUGAUCCACAACAACGGUGCAGACCUUCCUCAAGAUGUUCCUGUACCCGACACCAACGACAAUGUCGAGAACUUGUUUGUCGAAGAUGUUGAUCCUGAUGGACUUCCUAGCGAUUGGCACUUCAGACCUGAGACUGGCUACUUUGAGCUGCGACCUGGAACCACCAACAGAGACUUUUGGGAAGUCAAAGCAGGAUGCUUGAUACGUCACCAUGUGCAUCCUCGCAAGACCUUGUUUGACCCCAACGGCUUCAAGGACAUCCCAAUCCCGGUGGAGCACCUCGACAAAACCAGAGUGACUGUUCACCACACCAUUGACGGCCAGAUUGCCUCCUUCACUGACGACUUCAAGAACCAGAUGCACUUCACCAAAGACUUGAAGAAGCAUCAACUGCCUGUUCAAUGGUUUGGAAUUACAGUUUUUCAGAUCGAUGCCACCACCAGAAAGGAGUUUGGGAUGACAGCCCAAGACCAACGCAGCUCAGCCAAGAAAGUUGCCCAAGAUGCCAAAGUUCAGCAAAAACGAGUCUUUCGCCGUGACAUGGCCAAGAACAAAGGUGAGAUCUCCGAGAAACACCUCACUGCUGCUGAGAAAGAGUUGUUCCUCCAGGCCAAGGUGAAAGAACUUCAGUCGUUUUUCGAAAAUGGCGUGUGGGAGUUUUCCACAUCAGCAGACGCCAUACCUGAAAGGACUUUGACAAGCAGAAUCCUUUUGAAAUGGUCCAAAAACACUGACGGCACCCCACGUGCUAAGGCACGACUGGUGGUCAGAGGUUUCAAUGAUGUCGACUUCCACAAGAACGUCAACUAUGGCUUCGUCUUCCAGCAGAAGCUCUACGAAUCCUUGCAGAAAACCAACAAGCUGCGCGCCAUCAUUGAGGCGAACCAGCUGCUCAAGUUUGCCAAGCAGAACCUGGAUCUGCGACUGCGCUAUGAGCCUUUGAACGCCCUCUAUGACUCCUACCACAAAGAAAGCCUUGCAGGUGCUUCCUCAGUGGACAAGCGCACCGGCCUUGAAAUUCGUGUUGCAAAAGAGCAAUUGACCUCACUUGGAGGUAUGCUGCGAUGGCGCAUCCGUUACCACAAGAUGAAGCUGAUGUGGGAUCCUGAAUAUACCAGUGCGAAAAAGAAAACAGCUGCUGAACGUCGCCCCUUUGAUGAGCGCUAUGCCAUGGAAGAUGAGCGCCCCCUUGACGAGCGCUAUGCCAUGGAAGAGCCCUAUGAGCCUGUCGAGGCCUACGCUGGUUUCGUAAAGAAUGCCAAAGCCAUUGUGUAUGCCCUGACGCUCUACGCCACUAUGCCAGCGGCUUCAGCGAUGCAUGCAUUCGACUUCAACGUGCACGACAAGCUGAACCUGCAGCUUCGAAACGACCGGCAUGAUGUGGAGACCCAGAGAAUGCGAGAAGAGAUUAACAUGCUGCAGCAAGUUCGACAAAACCUCGAACUGGAGCGCAGAUCAGCACAUGUGAUGGCGAUCAUGAUGGAAUACAAUGGCCACCAGAUCCGACACAUGGUUGGACGGAUUGAUAGACUUCAAGGACUGAUCGCAAAUCAUCAGAUGCCGUGCCCACUUGGCGACACCAUCCUGGUGCAAGAGAACUUGGAUGAGACCCAAUGGCACGUUGAUGCUGACUGA